This is a messenger RNA of Amoebophrya sp. A25, 1460 nucleotides long. Lineage: Eukaryota; Dinophyceae; Syndiniales; Amoebophryaceae. The record is from the annotation of a GenBank genome assembly.
AUGUCUUCAAUGUCCUCUCGUGGGGCAUCUCCAUUUGGGGAUGAAGUAGAGGAGGAAGAACAUCAUGCAGGAAUGCUUCAUCCUUCAACAACUUGUUUUACCAAAGGAGCAGACGCUUUCAAGUUUAACCCAGAAGACGCUUGCUUUCCAAUCUAUCAUAAGAUGAUUACACCUGCUUCAACAUCUUCAACAACUUCACCCAAUUAUAUUAUCAGUGGAAAAAACAAGCAGGGCGAUCCACCUGGGGAUCAUCUUCAUCGAGCUGGGGAAAUAUUGUUCGGACGUCGACGCAUGCUCACCUUCCCACUAGGGCCGUCUUCGUUGCCUGGUGGGGGCACGAUAUCCGUCUAUUCCUGGCAAGCAGCACCCGAUAUCCGACUUCACUUCCUCACUGUGAAACUAAACACUGAAGAGCCUCAAGCAACAAGUAGUGGGAAGAAUCUUCCAGCUGUUGGGCAAGAGGGACAUCCAGAAGGACACGGACAUCCACAAGGACACCCACGUCGAGGACUGAAGGAUUUAUUUAAGGCUUCCCCUGAUCCAUCCCUGUAGUUAGACAUCCCUGAAACAUAUUAUUGUGCGCCCCAAUACAACGGAGAUACUGACGCAUGAUAUGCUUGAGGGAUUUCCACAGGGAUGAAUAGGGGAGAGCUCUAAUUUAUCCUCGCUGUUCGCCGAUAGUACUGGUUCGGCUUUACAGGUGAGCUACAUCCGAGGAUGUUCAGGGCCAUUGAUUGACGUUUUACUGGAGGAUAUGCGUCAUAAGACCAGCACUAACAUCUCCUCUGGUGGAAGUUGUCGUGGUAGUGGUGGCAGUGGUGCUACUUCUUCUCCUUCAUCACCAGAUCCAGAUUCUUCUUCGAGAUUAGCAACUACUUCUGCACCUCCCACGACGACGACUUCGCAUGAGUCAUCUUCGAUGAAUGGACAGGGAGAAGAAAAAUCUUCAUCCGGCACUGCGCCGGAAUGUACAACUUCUUCUGCCUCUAUUACCGCGUUUAGUAGAAGGACCUCGCCAGUUGAUGAGGAGUUACAAUUGCGGCGAUUUCUUUUGGGAAAUCGAAAUCCUUGGAAAGCUCGUGGAACAACAACAACCUCUCAAUCUCAACAUCACCCAAUUUCGUUCUUGCCAGCGAAGUUUCUGGGUCUACUCCAAAAUGGUGAGGUCACUUUCUGUCGUGUGGUAGAGUGGGUGUUUCUGCAGUGAGUUGUUCUUUGUAGUAAGGUUAAGGAACAAAGGUCAAAGGAGACGGCCAUAAAAAUUAGAGACAUGAUUGGAAAGCAUAACCCAGUUGUAGACCCCUACAAACAUUGACAUGUGGUGUGCUUAGAUUGUUAAGUUUUCUCAGUAUUACUCGCUCCGUCCUCUGGAGGAAGGUAGAUCGAUUUCCAUUUCCUUGAGCACUUUACCCUGUGCAAGAAACAUCAGUGAAGCUCAGUGAGUACGUGGUGCCGUUGAU